Molecule: messenger RNA, 1433 nt
Organism: Dendronephthya gigantea
Lineage: Eukaryota; Metazoa; Cnidaria; Anthozoa; Malacalcyonacea; Nephtheidae
Product: serine--pyruvate aminotransferase, mitochondrial-like
Exons: 12
Coding region: 40-1191 (383 amino acids)
Cellular component (GO): peroxisome
Molecular function (GO): L-serine:pyruvate transaminase activity; L-alanine:glyoxylate transaminase activity
Source: RefSeq, a predicted model, not a curated record
UCUCUCAGAUUCUCGCACAAUCAACAAUAAAAUUAUAAAAUGUCUGUUGUAGAACCACCAAAGCAGCUUCUCGUCCCUUUAAAAGUCGAAGAAAGGCUUUUAAUGGGUCCGGGGCCUUCGAAUGGCCAUCAAAAGGUUUUAAACGCUUGUGCUCAGCCAAUUUUGGGCCUUUUAGAUCCGCGAUUUUGUGCGAUCAUGGACGAAGUUAAGAUGGGCUUGCAGUACGUUUGGCAGUUCGCUCUUAGCGGUACUGGUCAUGCCGGGGUCGAAGCGUCCAUUAUUAAUAUGACUGAGAGAGGAGAGAAAAUAUUGAUUUGUGUCAACGGGAUUUGGGGCGAAAGAGCUUCGGAUAUGGCCGAAAGAAUUGGUUGUGAUGUGAGGAAGAUAGAGAGACCAAUUGGUGAAGUCUUUACCUUAGAAGACAUUAAAAAGGGAAUAGAGGAACACAGACCAAGCGUAGUUUUCAUCGCCCAUGGUGAGUCUUCUGGUACAACAUGUCAGCCUCUUGAAGGAAUUGGAGAACUCUGUCAUAACAAUGAUUGUGUUUUAAUUGUUGAUACUGUGGCAUCACUUGGGGGAUCAACAAUCAAUGUUGAUGAGCUGGAAAUCGAUGUUAUAUAUAGUGGCUCACAGAAAUGCUUAAGUGCCCCGCCAGGGCUAAGUCCAAUAUCACUUAGUCCCAGAGCAUGGAAGAAAUUGCAAUCCAGGAAAACUAAAGUGCCCUCAUUCUACUUUGAUCUCACAAUGAUUGCAAAUUACUGGGGUUGUGAUGAUGGACCACGCAGAUACCAUCAUACUGGACCAACAAAUUCGGUAUAUGCUUUGCGAGAAGCUCUUUCACUUGUGGUUGAAGAGGGUCUUGAAAACUUUAUUGCAAGACAUCAGAAAUGUGCUGAACUUUUACGCGAAGGUUUUGAGAAAAUGGGGUUCACCUUAUUUGUACAAGACAAGCGCCAUCGCUUAUCCACCAUCACUGGAGUUGUUAUUCCACAAGGAGUUGACUGGAAGAAAGUUUCAGCAUUCAUUGGUGAAAAAUAUAAAAUGGAUAUUUCAGGUGGUCUUGGAAGAUCUGCUGGAAAGAUAUGGCGUGUUGGUCUGAUGGGGUUGAACAGUACAAAAGAUAAUGUAAAUCUUGUACUAAAAGCCUUCAAGGACGCAAUGGAAAACGUGAAAUUACAAAACAAUCUAUAAUGCGGUUGAAUGUUUUAAACUUGGUCAGCUUUGCAGCUCAAAUGGUAGAAAUUCAAUCCGUGAAUGUGACAGUCAGGGUUGUGGUGAUUUCGGAACACCAAGAGGCUCUCGUACACACAAUGGUGUCGACAUAAUUUGCAAACCAGGGAGUUCUGUCAUGACACCAUUUGCUGCGAAGAUCUGACGAAAAUCACGUUCUUAUUCAAACAACAACAAACCAUAUAACAAUGGAUUGUAUAUUC